CAGCCAGCCCAGCCCGGCCAGCGGCGCAGGGUCGGGCGCCGCGCCCGGGCUCGGAGACCAGCCUGCCGAUACGUUCGCGCUCCUCUCUUGUAGGGCUUGGAGGCUGUCGGCUACACUGAUGUGACCCCCCCUUUGGAAUGAUGGGGAUCUUUUUGGCGUAUGUUGGAUUUGUUUUCUUUUCCGUGUUAUAUGUACAACAAGGGCUUUCUUCUCAAGCAAAAUUUACCGAGUUUCCGCGGAACGUGACUGCGACCGAGGGGCAGAAUGUGGAGAUGUCCUGCGCUUUCCAGAGCGGCUCCGCCUCGGUGUACCUGGAGAUCCAGUGGUGGUUCCUGCGGGGGCCGGACGACCCGGAGCCUGGGCCCGCGGGGGCCAGCGCGCAGGUGGAGCUCUUGCCCGACAGGGAUCCGGACAGCGACGGAACCAAGAUCAGUACAGUGAAAGUCCAAGGCAAUGACAUCUCCCACAAGCUUCAGAUUUCCAAAGUGAGGAAAAAGGAUGAAGGCUUAUACGAGUGCAGGGUGACCGAUGCCAAUUACGGGGAGCUUCAGGAGCACAAGGCCCAGGCCUACCUGAAGGUCAAUGCCAACAACCACGCGCGCAGAAUGCAGGCCUUCGAAGCCUCGCCCAUGUGGCUGCAAGACGCGAAGCCUCGCAAGAACGUCUCCGCGGCGGUGCCCAGCAGCAUCCACAGCUCUGCCACCCAGCGAAUGCACUCCACCUCCAGCCCUCACGCGGUAGCCAAAAUCCCCAAACAAAGUCCGCAAUCAGCAAAGAGCAAAUCGCCUGUAAAAUCUACGGAGCGGACAGCAAAGUUGACCCUAAACUCCAAGCACCACCCUGCACCCACUGUACUCUAAUUAACUACACAAGGAGCGCCUGCUUCCGGAGGCAUAAACGAAGAGGCUAUCACACGCUUUGUUGAUAAUAUUUUCUUUGGCAAAUCACUGAUCUUUUAUUUCAAGAGAAUUAGUGUGGAGUGAUAGGACAUUUUCUAACAGCAAGAUCUAUUUUUUUCCUUUUCUUUCGGCGACUAAAA
This is a messenger RNA of Lemur catta (Ring-tailed lemur), 1039 nucleotides long. RefSeq names its product V-set and transmembrane domain containing 2A (gene VSTM2A). Lineage: Eukaryota; Metazoa; Chordata; Mammalia; Primates; Lemuridae. The record is from RefSeq and is a predicted model, not a curated record. The coding region runs from base 138 to 860 and encodes 240 amino acids. The transcript is spliced from 5 exons.